Suillus subalutaceus is the source of this 1762-nucleotide messenger RNA. Its product is annotated as P-loop containing nucleoside triphosphate hydrolase protein. Gene Ontology annotation, cellular component: cytoplasm; cytosol. The record is from RefSeq and is a predicted model, not a curated record. Gene Ontology annotation, biological process: tRNA methylation; tRNA wobble uridine modification. Gene Ontology annotation, molecular function: GTP binding. Lineage: Eukaryota; Fungi; Basidiomycota; Agaricomycetes; Boletales; Suillaceae. The coding region runs from base 155 to 1672 and encodes 505 amino acids. The transcript is spliced from 4 exons.
CACGUCUGGCUGUACCGACACCUAUUCCAGCGAACCGGGGGAUAGCAGAAGGAGAGCCGACGCCACUCAAGAGUAAAAAUCACCGAACACCCAAGUCAAGACGUACCUUUCGCUUGCUCGUCUUGGGUUGAGUCCGAGUCAGAGUCGAGUUGCUAUGACAAUUCCGCAGCCUGCUGGGAGACUCCAACCAUCUAGUUCCUCCGUCCCAUCUCAAUUUAAAAGUUCUGCUAAUUCCAACUAUACUGCAGUCUGGGAACCUCCACAUCGCACAGACACGUGCAAUGUUGUCAUUUUUGGAGAGUCCGGAGCGGGUAAAAGUUCCUUGGUCAAUUUGAUCGCUGGGACGAACACGGCGGUGAUAUCCUCAGAUAUUGGGGGGUGUACAACCGGAGCCAAUUCACACGAUAUUUUGAUUCAGAACGAGACGUUGAAGGUAAAGCUUUUCGAUACACCCGGUCUCGACGAGGAUCCUCGAGGUACAGUCCCAGAUAAGGAAGCUCGAAGAAUAUUGGGGCAGCGAGUUCAAACUCUGAUGGAGCAAGGCGACCUUCAUCUCAUCAUUUACUGUGUGCGGGGUGAGAAUGUGAUUCAGACACUCCACCGGAACUACGAAUUCAUUCGGUCCCAAGUCAAGAGGAAAGUUCCGAUUGUUCUCGUCGUCACAUCUUUGGAAUCCUACGACCCAGAUAUGGAAGAGUGGUGGAGGUUGAACGAGAACGCCAUCUCAAAACAUGGGAUGACCUUUGAUGGCCACGCAUGUGUCACCACGGGGAAGAUCACGCAAUCUAAUGUCACGGAAUUCGGCCGCAAACAGUCGUACGACGCUGUCUGCAAGCUCAUCGAACAGUGUCGCCUAUCAAAUGAGUCAGCUGGACUGUCACGAGGCACUACUUACAACAUCCCUUCUAAAUUGGUUGCGAGGGAUACAAAUAUCGUCCUCUUUGGGCUGGGGAGGGUAGGCAAAAGCUCGCUCAUUAAUCUCAUAACGGGAGAGAACGUGGCAAAAACAUCAAGUGACAUGAGAGCCUGCACAUUGCGCUGGCAAAAAUAUGCGAUCAAAAUCGAUGACAAGUCCUAUAACGUGUUCGAUACCGCUGCACUCGAAGAACCACAGCUGGGAAUCCCACAGUACCUCGAUGCUGUCGAGAACGCCUACAAGCUCAUUCGGAAACUAGGAAGACAAGGCGGCGUUGAUCUACUUCUGUUCUGCAUACGCGCAGGCAAACUCACACCUACGCUUCAAUACAAUUACCGGCUCUUUCACGAAUUCCUCUGUGACGAGAAGGUUCCCAUCGUUGUGGUGGUCACGUACCUCGAAAACGAGGAAGGAGAAAUGGAUGACUGGUGGAAGAGAAACAGAGACAUUUUCAAUGAACGGGAGGUCCGUGUCGCUGGUCAUGCAUGCAUCACUGCCAUCAAAGGCAAUUAUCCAGUCCGGUAUGAACAAUCGCGUACUACGAUCCGUGAACUUAUCAAGGAGUUCACUGCUGACGGGCAGAUGGAGGCGUGGAAAGGAGGAGACAGCACGUUCGUGUCGUUUAUGCGUAAGCUGAACGGGCUACUUGUAGGGAAGGAGAAACCGCGUAUGAAGAAGAAUGUAGCGUCCCGCCUCACCGAGCGUUGCAAUUUGCCUUCAGAUGUCGCAAAAGAGUUAGCUGAUAGGAUUAAGUAGAAGGAGCAACUUAACUUCCCGUGUGGGUCUUGUCUGACAUGUAUCUUAAUCUUUGUCCUAUAACAUGUUAUAUCCAAUGGAGCGUCAUCC